CCCGCCGGAGGUUGCGGAGCCGGUGGCGCAGCCCGUCGCUGCGGCGGCGGUGGCCGCGCCCGUGCCUGCGCGCCCGCCCACGGCGUGCAGCGGGGCGCUGCUGGAGGAGAGCCUCGCGGUCGUCGAGGCCGGCACCCCGGCGGCGCCGGGCGCCGGCGGCGCUGGCCCGCAGCUCCGAGCACCGGAGGCCUCGCCUGAGCAGGCGGCGUUGGGGCCGCUGCCGGCCAUUCCGCCGCCACCGCCAGAGGACGCGGGCGAGCUCUCUCCGAGAAGUACGAGGACACCAGACGACUGCUGGCACGGGCGCAGCAGCAGGUCGGGCGCGCCGCCCUGGCCGGCCGCGCCGGAGGCGGCGGCGUCGCCGCCGGCACGGCGGGGCCGCCGUGAGCCGUGGGGACAUCGGUCGGCGGCCUCGCUUUCGGCCUCGGCCCUCGGAGGAGGUCGGGCGGGGCUACACCGCCCUGGAGAA
Molecule: messenger RNA, 469 nt
Organism: Prorocentrum cordatum
Lineage: Eukaryota; Dinophyceae; Prorocentrales; Prorocentraceae
Source: the annotation of a GenBank genome assembly